Prosopis cineraria is the source of this 1209-nucleotide messenger RNA. RefSeq names its product aquaporin PIP2-2. Gene Ontology annotation, cellular component: plasma membrane. Gene Ontology annotation, molecular function: water channel activity. Lineage: Eukaryota; Viridiplantae; Streptophyta; Magnoliopsida; Fabales; Fabaceae. The transcript has 4 exons. The record is from RefSeq and is a predicted model, not a curated record. Gene Ontology annotation, biological process: transmembrane transport. Bases 119 to 982 code for a protein of 287 amino acids.
UUCUGCAACCCAUUCUCUACGUUCACUCUCAAACUCUCUAGCUUUCCCCUCUCUUUCUCUCUAAAUUUCCAAACUUUCUUCGUGAUUCCUUUGGGGUUUGAGCUUCUCAAGUCUUAUUAUGGCUAAGGACGUUGAGGUUGCAGAGCGUGGGUCUUACUCCACCAAGGACUACCAUGACCCUCCUCCAGCACCGCUAAUUGACGCGGAGGAGCUCGGCAAGUGGUCCUUUUACAGGGCUUUGAUCGCUGAAUUCAUAGCCACUUUGCUUUUCCUUUACAUUACCGUUCUUACUGUGAUUGGCUACAAGUUCCAGUCCGAUACCAAAGCCAACGGCGAUGUCUGUGGUGGCGUUGGCAUUCUCGGCAUUGCUUGGGCCUUCGGUGGCAUGAUCUUCAUCCUUGUUUACUGCACCGCUGGAAUCUCAGGAGGUCACAUCAACCCAGCAGUGACAUUUGGGCUCUUCUUGGCUCGCAAGGUGUCACUGAUCAGAGCCAUCUUGUACAUGGUGGCUCAGUGCUUGGGUGCCAUCUGUGGAGUUGGGUUAGUGAAGGCCUUCCAAAAGGCUCACUACACCAGGUACGGUGGUGGGGCCAAUUCUCUGAACGACGGCUACAGUACCGGCACCGGUUUAGGCGCUGAGAUCAUCGGAACCUUUGUUUUGGUAUACACUGUGUUCUCUGCAACUGAUCCCAAGAGGAACGCUAGAGACUCCCAUGUGCCUGUUUUGGCUCCACUUCCCAUUGGGUUUGCUGUGUUCAUGGUUCACUUGGCCACCAUCCCAGUCACUGGCACCGGCAUCAACCCGGCCAGGAGUCUUGGAGCUGCUGUUAUCUUCAACCAAAAGAAACCCUGGGAUGAUCAUUGGAUCUUCUGGGUGGGACCAUUCAUUGGGGCAGCCAUUGCAGCAUUCUACCACCAGUUCAUCUUAAGGGCAGGAGCAGCUAAGGCUCUUGGAUCGUUCAGGAGCAAUCCCUCUGUUUAAAUCUGUGUUGGUAGUGUUGAUGGUUCAAAUGGAACGAGGUGCUUCAAGGGAUGAAUGAGUUGUUCCAUGUGACUGAGGGAGCCUUUUGUAAUACCCUCAUGUCUUUUUAAGCAUUUUCCUUUUGAAUCUUCUUAAGUGUGUCUUCUUUUCUCAGUCCUUCUCUUCUCUUGUCUGUACUCAUUAUAUGAUUUAUGGGGGAGAAAUAAAAUAUUUUAAUUAUGUGUUUA